This is a messenger RNA of Pan troglodytes (chimpanzee), 4881 nucleotides long. RefSeq names its product solute carrier family 25 member 46 (gene SLC25A46). The transcript is spliced from 8 exons. Gene Ontology annotation, cellular component: mitochondrial outer membrane. Lineage: Eukaryota; Metazoa; Chordata; Mammalia; Primates; Hominidae. Gene Ontology annotation, biological process: axon development; mitochondrial fission; mitochondrial membrane fission. The coding region runs from base 154 to 1410 and encodes 418 amino acids. The record is from RefSeq and is a predicted model, not a curated record.
UCCGAAGACGUCCGGGUUUCCAACGUGACUUCCGGUUGUCAGAAUUUCCCCCAGACGCGGCGGCGGCCGACGGGAAGCUGUGUGGGCUUAGGUCGUGGUGGCCCGGGUGGUGGUGGGCUCCGGGCGGGCUCGCGUCAUCCUGCCCCCGCUGCGAUGCAUCCGCGGCGCCCGGACGGAUUUGAUGGCUUGGGCUACCGGGGUGGUGCCCGGGACGAGCAGGGCUUUGGCGGCGCCUUCCCUGCAAGGUCCUUCAGCACCGGGUCGGACCUGGGCCACUGGGUGACGACUCCCCCAGACAUCCCCGGCAGCCGCAACCUGCACUGGGGCGAGAAGAGCCCGCCCUACGGCGUGCCCACCACCUCCACCCCGUACGAAGGCCCCACGGAGGAACCCUUUUCCAGUGGCGGCGGCGGCAGUGUGCAGGGGCAGAGCAGUGAACAGCUGAAUAGAUUUGCUGGAUUUGGUAUUGGACUUGCAAGUCUCUUUACAGAAAAUGUAUUGGCACAUCCUUGCAUUGUUCUACGCCGCCAAUGUCAGGUUAAUUACCAUGCUCAGCAUUACCAUCUCACUCCAUUUACAGUCAUCAAUAUUAUGUACAGUUUCAACAAAACUCAGGGACCUAGAGCCCUGUGGAAAGGAAUGGGAAGUACAUUUAUUGUCCAGGGAGUCACACUUGGAGCAGAAGGCAUAAUUAGUGAAUUUACACCUUUGCCAAGGGAGGUUUUACAUAAAUGGAGUCCUAAACAAAUAGGAGAACACCUUCUACUGAAAUCCCUAACUUACGUGGUGGCAAUGCCUUUUUAUUCAGCAAGUCUGAUUGAAACAGUGCAGAGUGAGAUAAUUCGAGAUAAUACUGGCAUUUUGGAAUGUGUUAAAGAAGGAAUUGGAAGAGUGAUAGGCAUGGGAGUGCCUCAUAGCAAACGACUUCUUCCGCUUCUUUCCUUGAUCUUCCCUACGGUGCUUCAUGGAGUUCUUCAUUACAUCAUCAGCUCAGUUAUUCAGAAGUUUGUCCUACUAAUUCUAAAGAGAAAGACUUACAAUAGCCACCUAGCUGAGAGCACUAGCCCUGUGCAGAGUAUGUUGGAUGCUUAUUUUCCAGAACUUAUUGCUAACUUUGCUGCCAGUCUUUGUUCUGACGUUAUACUUUACCCAUUGGAAACAGUUUUGCACCGCCUUCACAUUCAAGGAACACGCACAAUAAUUGACAAUACAGACCUUGGCUAUGAAGUGCUUCCAAUUAAUACACAAUAUGAGGGAAUGAGAGACUGUAUCAAUACCAUAAGGCAGGAAGAAGGAGUGUUUGGUUUUUAUAAAGGGUUUGGUGCUGUUAUAAUACAGUACACACUGCAUGCAGCUGUUUUACAGAUUACCAAAAUUAUUUACUCUACACUUCUUCAAAAUAACAUUUGAGAUUUAGGUUCCUUCACUGAGUAGUCUGGAAGAUAUAAUCUGGAUAAUUUGCUAUGAAGUUAUGAGGGAUAAAAGUGAAAUACUGGGGAAGAAAAUGGAUUGGAAAGUAAAAUUGGUACUAAAGCCCAUACUGAUUAUCUUGACUUUGUUUUUUAAGGCAUAGGUAUAUAUUUUGGAUCAAAAUUCUUCCAAAUUUGAAAACUCAAUAAAAAUAACACUUAUUAAAUUCUAGUUAGUGUAGCACUCAUGCUGAAGUAAACAUGAUCGUAGGCAGAAGCAAAAUUUUAUUAUAAAAUCUAAAACAAAACUUUAUAGAGUUGAAUCUAUUCCAUCUGACUUCAAUAUUUGCCAAACGUUUAUUUUACCUCCUAGAUUGAUGUUGGUAUAGUAUCCUUAAUACAGUGUAGUAUAUUAAUGUCCUUAAUACAAUCAGGAGGUUUUUACCUUUAAGCAAAUAAAUUAUGUCAUUAUUGAAAAAGACUUAAGGGAUGAUUAGACUUGGCAAUCUGUAAGCAGGUGUAUAAAUGUUUUAAAUUGCAUUGUCCCUAUGUAACUAUCCUAAUGGCUAUAUAUAUGUAUUUUAUAAAGCCAUUUAUGUAUACACAUGUAACUUGGAAUUUCCUUCAUCCCUACACAUUUUCUACACUUACAUCACCUUAUUGCAUAAAACAAAGUCAUGCGCUUUCUGCUUGAACAUCAAAAUAUCAAAAGCCAAGGUACCCAAAAGAUACAAGUCAGAGACAACAUCCUUGUCCAUAUCCAAACCCAGUGUUUCAGUGCUAGCAACUUAAUUUCUCAUACAUUUAUAGAGUUUGGUUUGCUUUGCUAGUUGUGUGAAUCAUUGGGCUGUUUUUAGAGCCACUGUUAAGAGAGAAUAUAAAAUAAUCAUGACAAUUACUACUGUUUCCACAUUUACAAAUUGUGUACUUAAAUGAACCUCAUUUCCCUUUUAUUUCUGAAUGGCUUGUCUGAGAGGAAACAAAAUUAAAAUUCAUCUGGGAAUUUGUGCCUCUUAUCUACUAUAUAGUCACCACUAAAUAAUGGCUUCCGUUUUUAUUUUCUUUCAGGUUUUGCUUUAAAUUUUGUUUUCCAAAAUAGAUGUACGUGGAGGGAAAAGCAAUUAUUCUUAUCACCUUUUAUUUAAACUUCUUUAGAUGAAUACUGAAGAAAAAUCCAAACCUUAAAGGAAAUGUGCCCUUGUAUUUUAUGGGUGAGGGGAAAAAGUACAUUUGUACAUUUCAACAUAUAAUAAGCAAAAAAAUUACUAACCAGUUUAAUAAAAACAUUUUGUCUAUUCCUAAAUGUAAUUUGGUGGGUUAAGCACUUUGUGUAGUAAAAUGAUAUGUGUCUGCUCUAUCAUUAGACAUUUUAAAGUUUCAUGUCUUCACAUGAAUAAUCACAGUUGUAUCAUGAACCAUUUAGCACUCUGAAGCACAGUGACUUUGCACUGAUAUUGUCCAACCAAGAAUGCAUACGAAUAGAAAUUCAUUUUACUUGCUAAAUGUCACAGAAAUGGUUACUUUUUGCAAAUAGUAGUGUUGGAACAAAAAAGUGAUAUCCAAAAAGUGUAAAAACAGUAAUAAGUAGCAAAUCUCUCGUGUGUGUGGGUGUAGUUACUGAAACACCUACAUUUUCCAUUUUUAAAUUCCACCAAAAGGGGGAAAACAAAAUUAAACACCACUGAUCACAUUUUAUAUUUUAUGGUGACUAUUUUAGAUUAAGGUUUACUUUGUCCAACCAAUAGCAUUUAAAUUGUUUUCAAUUAGGAUAGUUUCAGAUAAGAGUAAACCAGAAAAUUUCAAGUUUGAAAAAUUUCUAGAAAAGAAUCUGAAUAGAAUCAAGUAUUUACUAGUGAAAAUCUGUAGGAUCCUUUGUUUAGCUAAAAAUUAAAUAUUUCAGGAUAUUUUUUGGAAGUUAGCAUGAAAAUAGUUAGUUACAUAAAUUCAUUUUAUUGUAGAAUAAUUAUAAGACCGAUAGGCUGAACCACACACAAAUAAGGUUGAUCUUGUUUUCCUUUUUGGAGAAAGAGAAUACAAAUUAACAUUAAAAUUGAAAUGUAGAAAGUAAAAUAUGAAUAAUUUUUUACAACCACUCCAAAUUAGUUGAAACAAAAUCUUGAACAGUCACGCACUUAAAUUUAAGCUAGCCAAAUAUGUUGCACUGAAUUUUGAAAAGAAUGAGUGAGAUAACUGUAAGAUACGCUCGUUCCCUUUUAAAAAUUGUUGUUUUUCUUUAACAUGGGUGCCAAAUAUGUUGCACUGAAUUUUGAAAAGAAUGAGUGAGAUAACUGUAAGAUACGCUCGUUCCCUUUUAAAAAUUGUUGUUUUUCUUUAACAUGGGUGCCAAAUCAAAUAUCCAUGGGCUAUACUUCUUAAGAUAAUAACAGCUCAAAAUAAUAUUUUUUAAUUCAGUAGAACUAAUAGCUUUAUGGAAAAGAUUCUAUUAAAUGUUCCACAGGCCCACUGGUCCUCUUAUAUAAGCCAAAUUUUGGCCAUGGAGCUUGUGAUACACUUGCCUUACAUUGUAGGGUUUCUUAAUUUGAGUCAAGUACACUGAAAGCAAUUAAAAACUGGUAAAUAUUAAUUUACUAUGUAAAGUGAACUUACGAAUUAACUUACUAAAUACAUAUAUGUAGACCUUCCCGAAAUGCCAUUCUCAAUUUUAUUUUAUGGGCUCUAAAAAAAAUUAUCUGGGUUAAUAAGGUUAUCUAUUAAAGCCCCCAGAAUCUCAGCACUAGAUGUUAUAAAUAUGAAAUGGUAAAAACAAGGUCACUUGAAAAUGGGUAUUUGAUACCUUAGCUGGUGUUUUCAGAAGCAUACAGAACUGGAAAGGUAAGAACUUGCUUACUAUUGCAGAUAUACCUGACCACUCACAACUGUCUUUUUAGCAGCGGCUUUCUUAAAACUGCACAAAGCAUUCACUUUAUUGAUUGAGUACAAAUGCUUUAGUGUUUCUACCUAAGUAUUAGUACAUCUGUUCAGGAAAUGAAAAAAAAAUGCUGCUUAAAUUUGUUUUAUCAACUGAGGUUGUGGAGGAUUUUUGUCCACUGAUCUUUUGCAACAGAAAAGCAUACUUUGUCAGCUUCUAAUAAGAUAGCCAGGUUUGAAUUAUUUGCAAAAUUUAUAUAAGCAAAUAAGAUCUCUUGGUAACAAUUCACAUUGCACUAGAAUUUGAAUGAUACUGUUGUUGGCAUUUCUGUUUCUCUUUCAAGUAGUUGUAAAUAAUCUCUUUUUCUCAUAUAAACGGAAUGCAUAAUGUCUUACUCUUGAGUCAUUUAGUAUCAUUGAUAUGGUACCAAGUUGUAUAGCAGAGUAACAAAAUCAUGAUUUGACAAUGAAAUUUACAUAUUGCCUCACCUAGAGAUGUUUUGUCUGUAUGACUUUUUUUUUUUUUAAAGUUUGUCUUACUGUUACUUUAAAUGUUUUGGGUAAAUUGUGUAAAAUGAAAAGUUCAAUAAAAUGUUGAAAUAAA